CACAUCCGUCCCAGAACACUGUUGAUCAGAGCGGUGAAAGCGAAGGCAGGACAAAUGCUUCUGCUAACGUUAGCCGCUGUGCUAUCGCCUGUGUGUGCAGGGUUUUCUGCUCCGGUCUGUCUCAGUCAGGAGCGAGUGUAGCUUCCGAGUUUAGAGGUGUUUAGCAUCAGUACGGAUUGAAGCAAAUAUAGCAUACAGCUCUGUGUUUGGCUGAAAAUGUGUGAUCGGGGGCCGGAGCCUGAGCAGCAGGGCUACUGUGGUUUAUGUCGUGUUUUGUACCAAGACCUAGAUCAGCACCUGUCCAGUCCCCAGCACCUGGAUGCAGAGUAUCUGUUUGCCAGAGGAGCUGAGACUUCCUCCUCAAACUGCAGAAGCCAAUCAGCACACAUCUUGCUGGAACGAUUUCUCCACGAUGUCCUCAAGCACCACCCACAUAGUUAUGGGAGAAGUCCCUCUGACCUGGCAGCACACCAGAAAGACCAGCAGUCCCUGCAGCAGCACGAAGGUCCACCCCCUGAGACAUGUCAGCCACCAGUCCCCAUCCCACAGAUCACAUGGUCGGCAUGGCACCGAACCAGGAGGUGGCAGCAAAGAGGCGAUUUCAGCUCAGAUCAUAGCAGCUCCACCAUUGAACAGGUGAUCCGACGCUACUGCUAUGGCCAGGACGAUGAUGACAAAUCAAGCAGUGUGCAUUUCAGUCUCCCCAUCUCCAUAGAAACGCAGACUGAAUGGGACAUUGACAUACUGAAUAGCCCCGGUCAGGCUGGGCUUCCUCUAGAGCAGGUGGAGACUUUACUGGAGGUGCAGGUGGAUGUGGAGCAAGACUACAGCCAGCAGUUGGACUGGCUCCUGGAGGCCCCUGAAGACAGACGGGGGUACUUGGAGCAGCCCAUUGAAAAAGUACUCCCACUGCCUCAGCUCAUUCCCCCCUCCUUCAGAGGAAAGUCAUGGGCACAGAUCGAAAAGGAAGAUGAGGCCCGGGUGCUCAAACUUGUCCAACAGUUCAAGGCGGGAGUCCGUACUUGCUACUUCGACUCAGAGUCCCUAGCUAGGUAUGGAUGUCGGGGCUACAAGAAGGAGACCAAGCCUGACCUGCUGCCAUUAUUUCAUCAUGACAUUGAGAUCGAGACUAAGAAGAGGCGGGACUUUAGCAGGGCAGCCAGAUGUCAAAUUGUGAAACUGAGCAGAGCCACUCAGACACAGCAUGUGUCUUGUCCUGCAGUAGCCACACCCUCUGAGGCCCUCCCCUCUAAAGAAUCUGCCCCUGAGGCCCCGCCUCCACAGACCCUUGUCCCUGAUGAGCCUUUACUCUCAGGGCCUUUACCAGAAAAGUACACUUCAUUGCUAUGUCCUCUUCAGCGCCAGACUUCUAUGCUGUAUUUACUCUGUUCUGCCCAAGGUCACUCCUCCUAUGGAUCAGACCCUGGCCCAUCGCCUCGGCGACGGCGGCGUCCCACACGCCCUCUGGGGUCAAAAGUCACGUACAGACGUCUGCCACUAAUGCCUUUCACAGUAAAACCAUUUUCAGUCAAAUCUUUCCCAGUGAAACCACGCUGUGUGCGACAGCUCUUUCGUAGCCUGAGCCCAGAGCUCAACACAGGACCUGCCCCCAAAGUAGUCCCUGCCUCCACACCCAGGAGAGAGGGGCUCCGCAGCUGCCGGCCCCCCACAUGAGUGAACUCAAUACUGACAGCCCCACACAAGAAGAUGUGAAAUGUGUGUUUGCUUGACAACCCAAACAACUUAUUAUGCCCACAGAGAACUUCAACAUCUCCAGUCCCCAAUCUCAAUACCUCCUCUCAGUAUUUCUAACAUUGUUCAUUCAAAUAAGAAUCAAAUAACACAUGAAAUGAUUGUUAUUUAUUGUUGAAAUCAGAGCUGGAACUCUUUGCUAUACAUACUGUUUAGCAGUAGGAUAAAAGGAAAGAAGAGGUAAGAAAAGGACUAUUCUAGAGCUCCUGUGACCUCCAGACCCUGCAGUGGCAGUGGUUGUGGCUAAGAAUUUCCAUACAAACUUACCAUGUCGGCCGUAAUUAUUUAACUUUUUUAAAGAUUGAGGAUAAUUGUUGCAUACUGGUUGUCAAUCAUUAUCAAAGACAGAAGAGAGCCAGAAGUGGAUUUCUGCAGCUAGACGGGCUAGGAGCUAAUAAAACAAUUAAGUUAUGAAUGUAUUUUUACACUGAUCACUGAUAUUGUUUUGUUUUUUUGUUUUUCUUACUUGAAUGAGUCAAGCAUAGUCUCAUAACGAUUCAAAAGCUGUUUAUGUAUUGUUGGUUAAUUUGAAGAGAAUCUAUUAUGGAAGCCCGGAGAGGCAAGAGAAAAAAAUAAAUAAAAAAUGGAAGCAGGUCA
This is a messenger RNA of Boleophthalmus pectinirostris (great blue-spotted mudskipper), 2349 nucleotides long. It is a transcript of the gene zdbf2, whose product is annotated as zinc finger, DBF-type containing 2. NCBI's taxonomy places the organism in Eukaryota, Metazoa, Chordata, Actinopteri, Gobiiformes, Gobiidae. Gene Ontology annotation, biological process: genomic imprinting; epigenetic programming of gene expression. Bases 217 to 1674 code for a protein of 485 amino acids. The record is from RefSeq and is a predicted model, not a curated record. The transcript is spliced from 8 exons. Gene Ontology annotation, molecular function: nucleic acid binding; zinc ion binding.